This is a messenger RNA of Heterostelium album PN500, 1566 nucleotides long. RefSeq lists its product as uncharacterized. Bases 1 to 1566 code for a protein of 521 amino acids. Gene Ontology annotation, cellular component: RES complex; U2-type spliceosomal complex. NCBI's taxonomy places the organism in Eukaryota, Evosea, Eumycetozoa, Acytosteliales, Acytosteliaceae. Gene Ontology annotation, biological process: mRNA splicing, via spliceosome. Gene Ontology annotation, molecular function: RNA binding. The transcript is spliced from 2 exons. The record is from RefSeq and is a predicted model, not a curated record.
AUGUCACAAUUACCAGAUUACUUAAAAAAGUAUUUAUCAAAUAGUAAUGACAAUAAUGAUGAUAAAAGUAAAGAUACAAAGAAGAAAAAGAAGUCUAAAUCAACUUCAACUUCAACUACAAGUAGAUCAGUUAUUAAAGAUGUAGAUGAUUCUGAAUCUAUAUCAAUUGGUGUUGAUAAUAGUAAAUCAAAACAAAGAAUAUUUGAUGAAUAUAAACCAGUUAUAGUCAAUCAAGAUGAGUUCGAUGAUGAAGUAAUAGAAAAUGCUAAGGAUUAUGAAAAAGGUACUUGGACAACCGUUGAUAGUAGCACAUCAAGAUUGGUAGACAACGAUCUGACGCCACCUAGAAAUAGAAAGAGAGACGACGAUUUAACACCACCUAGAAAUAGAGGUAGAGAUAUAUCACCACCUAGAAACAGAGUUAGCGAUAGAGAUAUAUCGCCACCGAGAAACAUAGGAAGAGAUAGAGAUAUAUCACCACCCAGAAGCAGAGUUAGCGAUAGAGAUAUAUCACCACCAAGAAACAGAGGAAGAGAUAGAGCUGAAGAUUUAGAGUUGCCAAGAAAGAGAAAUAGAGAUGACGAUUUGACUCCACCCAGAGCUAGAAAGAGAGACGACGAUUUGACACCACCUAGAAAUAGAAGUAGAGAUCAAGAUGAAGACCUAGAGUUGCCUAGGAAACGAAAUAGAGAUAACGACGAUUUGACACCACCAAGAAAUAGAAGUAGAGAUCAAGAUCAAGACCUAGAUUUACCAAGAAAAAGAAACAGUGAGGAUAUGACUCCGCCUAGAAAGAGAGGAGAUUCAACACCACCUAGGCACAGAGACGAAGAUGGCGAUAUGACACCACCUAGAAACAGAGAUAGAGAUAUAUCACCGAGAAAUAGAGAUAGAAAAGAAACAGCGACAACAAGCGAUUUACCAGCAAAUGUAAAAUUGAAAAUGUCAUAUGGUGCAGAAGCUGGAUUACACUCUGGCGAGAGUAUACGUGAACAGAUUCAAAAGAAACUACACGAACAAAAAGAGAUGUUUAGAGUUGCAGAUCAAACUUUGCUGGGCAAGAAUGCACAGACUGUAUAUAGAGAUUCAAGAGGAAAACGAUUGAACACCGACGAUAUCAAUAGAGAGAAAGAAGAGAAAGCAAAAGCCGAGGAGGAAGAGAGAAGACAAGAUGUCUUGGUAAAGACAAGUAAGAUGCAGAGACAGCAGAAAGAAGAACAACUGCGACGUUUGGAAGAAGAGAAGAAUCGUCCUUUUUCAAGGUAUGCCGAUGACGAGAACAUCAAUCAAUCGAUGAAGGAUAAAGAUAUAUGGGGUGAUCCUAUGGCUAAUCAAUCUUCCAAGAGUCGAAGCAUCAAGAAGAGUAAGAAAAACAAAAAAGAAGCAGCAGAAAAACCAAAGUAUAGCGGUCCUGCAGCACCACCCAAUCGAUACGGUAUCAAGCCUGGUCAUAGAUGGGAUGGAGUGGACAGAGGCAAUGGUUUUGAAAAGGAAUACUUUAGAGCACAAGCUCGUUCAAGUGCUGCCAAAGAUGAAGCAUAUCUAUGGAGUGUUGAAGAUAUGUAA